This is a messenger RNA of Salpingoeca rosetta, 705 nucleotides long. RefSeq lists its product as uncharacterized. The coding region runs from base 1 to 705 and encodes 234 amino acids. NCBI's taxonomy places the organism in Eukaryota, Choanoflagellata, Craspedida, Salpingoecidae. Gene Ontology annotation, biological process: mannosyl-inositol phosphorylceramide biosynthetic process. Gene Ontology annotation, molecular function: mannosyltransferase activity. The transcript is spliced from 4 exons. The record is from RefSeq and is a predicted model, not a curated record.
AUGCCUCGGUGUGGGCGAGGGCUGGUGCUGACGGUGGCGGCGGCUGUUGCUGUGGCGUUGGCGCUGGUGUCUGUGUUUGGACUGGGCAGGGACGAGCGGGCCGAGCGAAGGCGUAUGCGGCACGCGCUGUUGGCGCCAUAUACGGAGCCGAAGUGUGGGGCGAUCCCGCGCCACGUCCACUUCAUCCACAACCUGUGGGACGACAACGCGCUAUCGGACAAGGAGCUGACGGCAUUGCAGACGUGGAUGCGCGGCAACAAAGGCUGGGACGUGCACAUCUGGGACAGGCAGAAGCUCACCACGUUGUUCACGGCCUUGGGCAAAGGAACGGCGGCCAUGUGGAACCGAGUGCGGGCCGUGCCAAACCAUGGCCAGCGAUCAGACCUUGCUCGCUAUCUGUUGCUGAGCGUGCUGGGCGGUGUGUAUGCUGACAUUGAUGUAUACGCCAAGGACAAGUCGCUUGACGACCUCAUUGGGUGUGAUCGGUCGAUUCCCGCCACAUUCGUUGGAGUCACUGAAGCCGUCCUCACUGAAGAGGAACAGGCCUACUUGGCAACUGAAAUGGGGCACGAGCCUGUGCGUGACAGGGUUGCAAACUACUUCUUCGCAUCUGCACCUGGGGGCGACUGUCGCGAAUGUCGCGCGUGGGAGAAGAUGAAGUGCUCACGCAGAACCGCGUGCUGUUCACAACGGGACCCGACGUGA